This is a messenger RNA of Geodia barretti, 1638 nucleotides long. Lineage: Eukaryota; Metazoa; Porifera; Demospongiae; Tetractinellida; Geodiidae. The record is from the annotation of a GenBank genome assembly.
AAUCUAGGGACGGGAGUAAUACGGAGUGGAUAUCCGAACAUAACACGGAGAAUGGGGGACGGGUCUCCAGGUCCCCGCAAGAAAAAAACGUGGGGGCUACCUGAUGACCGGUAGUGCAAAGUCUCUCCUCUCCAUGGAAGUAGUAAUGCGGAGGCGGAAGAAGAGCCAACUGCUACUAUUCUUGUUGAUACUACUACUUACUUGUGUAGCCUACUUUGCACUGCACUCCACCCUGCCUGGAAGUAAUGAGCUCGCCAGCAAAGAGAGAAUAAAUGGCCUUCAGAACAGCAGCUGGCAGGUCGCAACUUUUCCCGCAAAUGUGUCCCUUACCGGAAACGACUGCGGCACUACUGCCACGCUUCCCUGCUGGAACCGAAGAACGUGGAGCUUACCCAAGAGGGGAAACUCUCCCAGCCGCACCCCGACUUUGGGACCUUUGACCUCGUUCAUACCCACAUGAUUAUUCGUCACGGCGACAGGACACCCGACACGACAAAACCGGAGAUUGGCCACCCCAGCGUCGACUACAAGUGUGGCGUUGCCGGUAUCGUUCAUCGUUCGGAGACGUGGGGGGCACACCGACCUAAUUUAUGGACCGGUCUCAAGGACUUCCCCCCGCUGUCACCCGUCGGCCCCGGCAACAUCAGAAACGGGGGACUCCGACUCCACCCCGGGUCCGUAAACAUGACCUGUGGAGUGGGGGACCUCACCGCUCGCGGAUUCCUCCAACUCCACAACCUGGGUACCUUACUCCAAAUGUCGUACGGGCAACUUUUCCCCAGCAUGGACAUGACCACCGACAUACACGUUCAGAGCACCGACUUCCGCAGGACCAUUCGCAGUGCCGGCGCGUUUUUACUGGGAUUUGUUCCAAACGUCCCGAAAAUUCGCGAGAUGGUAAAAAUCCACAUAGAACCAGGUGGCCUAAGUCAAGCCCCUCCGAAUGGUGUACCACUUACUUACAAACCCUGUAGAAAUCUUCGGAAUGUGAGGGAAACUGAGAACGAGAAAAGAGGGUAUUACGCUAGGGAAAAAGAUUUUCACUGGAUGUACGAUAAAGUCGUCGACUUGUUUAAUCUAUCCGUUACCCCUGCAAUUCAAUGGACUGAUUUAUUUGAUAAGUUUGUUACUAGGGGCUGCCAUGCACUGGACUCGCACUCGAUUCUUCCCUGCACAAAGGAUGGAGUUUGCAUCGAUUGCAGGCUGGGUAGAGGUAUGUUUGAGUAUGCCGACUGGAGCAUGGCCAGCAGAUACCCACCAAACUCCUCGCUCCUGGCCCUCACUCCGUUCCUGAAACACUCACUGCUGGAACCAAUUGAAAGGAUAAUUGCAGGGGACCAAUCCUCGUUAAAGUACAGGAUAAUGCUCACAUUUACGCAUGACUCUGUGUUGAAUCGUAUAUUCAAGGCCCUUGGGCUUCCGCUAAAGGAGUGGGUCCCCUAUGCCUCCAGGUUCUCCUUCGAGCUCUGGAAAGGGGCCCCUUUCAUGCAGACACCGACAUACUACCUGCGAGUGCUAUUCAACGGCAAAAUAGUGACACCCUUCUCCAACGGAGACGAAAUUGUGAAUUUUUCCAAAUUCAAAGAGAACGUUGUUCCCGUGGACCUGUGGGCUUACAACAAACUAUGUGGUAUCUAG